Pseudoliparis swirei is the source of this 1498-nucleotide messenger RNA. It is a transcript of the gene kcnj13, whose product is annotated as potassium inwardly rectifying channel subfamily J member 13. NCBI's taxonomy places the organism in Eukaryota, Metazoa, Chordata, Actinopteri, Perciformes, Liparidae. Gene Ontology annotation, biological process: potassium ion import across plasma membrane; regulation of monoatomic ion transmembrane transport. The record is from RefSeq and is a predicted model, not a curated record. Gene Ontology annotation, molecular function: inward rectifier potassium channel activity. The coding region runs from base 283 to 1374 and encodes 363 amino acids. The transcript is spliced from 3 exons. Gene Ontology annotation, cellular component: plasma membrane.
UAGCUGCAGAUCAGAGGAGCUGAGAGCGGUGCGCUCAGUCUGGCUCCUACACAAGAACAUUUUCUUUGGAGUGACACUACCAGUUUCUGCUUGGGAUUCCUCUGGAAUUUUACACGCCGUACUCCAAGACUCCUAUUGGCUGUCUGCCCAUCUGGCUCGGCCCCACUUUGCCCACUUAGGAGACCUCAGACCAGCUUUAAGGUGAACAAGGUCAGAGGGCCCCUGUUUAGCCCACACUGCAGCGCGAGGAUCAUCCUGACUGCUUAAGAACCACCUGCAACCAUGACAACCAAAUCCAAAAGCAGCGUUCUGGGUGGCAAGGCUUCCUCCUCUCCUCUUUUGUCUUCUCCACCCCGCCAACGCCUGGUUACAAAAGACGGACACUGUGCCCUUCGUCCACCUCUGUGCUCUUCAGGAUCAUGGCGCAGGACCUUGGGAAGAGCCUGGUUGCUCGCCCUGCAGGACCUGUGGGGACUGUUGGUGGGUCUGCGUUGGAGAUGGGUCCUCUUGGCUUUCUGCGCAUCCUUUCUGGCUCACUGGCUGCUGUUUGCCUGCAUGUGGUACUUGCUGGCUCACCUCAACGGAGACCUGGCUGUGCAGGACCAUGAUGCCCCCCCACAGGGGCAUGUGGUUUGUGUGAAGCACAUAACCAGUUUCACUGCUGCUUUUUCUUUCUCCCUGGAGACACAGCUUACCAUCGGCUAUGGCACCAUGUUCCCCAGUGGGGACUGUCCCAGUGCCAUAGCACUGCUGGCUGUGCAGAUGCUGCUAGGGCUCAUGCUGGAAGCAUUCAUAACAGGUGCAUUUGUUGCCAAGAUUGCACGUCCCCAGAAGAGAGCAGGAGCUAUCCAGUUCAGCCCUCAGGCAGUGGUGGGCCAACACCAGGGCCAGAUGUGCCUUAUGCUACGAGCCACUAACCUGCUGCAGCGACCUCUGGUGGAUGUAAAAGUGAGUGCUGUGCUUUAUAAGGAACAUGAAGGUCAGGCCCUGCACCAGACUUCUCUAGACUUCCACUUGGAUCAUCUCGGCCAGCAGCCCUGUCCCUUCUUCAUCUUCCCACUCACCUUUUACCACCCCCUAGACCGUCAAAGCCCACUUUAUCCCACCCUUUGUGAGGGCACGUCCAACCACUUUGAGUUGGUGGUCUUCCUUUCAGCUUUGCAGGAGGGAACUGGUGACUCCUGCCAGAAGAGGACCUCUUACCUGAGCCAAGAAAUUCAGUUUGACCGUCGCUUUGUCCCUGCCUUGGGGAUGGAUGCUCGAGGGAGAUACACGGUGAGCACCCAGCACUUUGACACAGCCCACUCAAAGGAGCCUUUGAACAAGGAUUGUGUGGUGCAGAUCAAUGGUGAUGGCAGCGACAAGAUGGAGUAGGAAUGGGUGUGGAUUUUGGAGUGAUAACUGGGGAUAACAAUGGGGUAGAUAUCUUUGUCAGGAGGUACUUGAUUAAAUUUGUUAAAUCUAAAUGUCUUAAGAUAUAAAAUGUAAAUGUAUAUCA